AGGUCCGAAAUCGUUUCAAGAGUUAUCGAUUAAUAUCUGUGAAGGAUUCCUUCACAAAAUCGAUCUGAAAGCAGAAGCAGGUAGAGCAGCUAUGAUUUCUUCUACUAGAAGGGUGCAUGAAUAGGAAUACCAAGACGUGCCAUUUUGUCGACUAUUGCUAGCCAUUGGAACUUCUUGAGAAGAUGCCGGCCCACCUCUGGUCCCACAUGCUGGACGAUGUGGACUUUUGGUCGGGAUUCAGUGGUGGCGGUCACGCGCACGCGGCUGCAUCGACUACAAGCAGCAAGCUAAUAACGAGUUUUUCCUCUGCUCCCACACAGGCCACUCAUGAUUCCUCCUCUCAUCAUCCUCACGACGCAGGAGCCACACAAGCCUCGGCAGUCGGCACAAGCAGUAGUUCAAGUUCAAGUUCCUCGGCAAGUAGCAGCUCCUCCUCCUCUACCGCCCCCAGCAGCAGUGCGAAAGUGGUUGAGGAGCAACUACCGCGCCACCCGGAGAUCCGCGUGGACAUGCUGAACAACAACAAUUCGCAGUACUACGGGGAUUUCAUGCUGGGCACGCCACCGCAGCCGUUCACGGCGGUGAUGGACACGGGCAGUGGGCUGAUCUGGGUUCCGGGCAAGAAGUGCGCGACCGACGUGUGCGCGGACCACCACCAGUAUGACGAGGCGGCGAGCAGUACGAAGCGGGUGAUCCCGUCGGAAGUGGGGGCCACGACGGUGAUCCACUACGGCACCGGGUCUGUACACUACCAGCAGUCGGAAGACACGCUGCGGCUGUGCGACUCCAAGCUGAACCCGAACUGCCGCGACCUCGGAAAGAACGCCCUGCACAUUCCCGCACAAACCAUGGGGACCAGCUUGACGCAAACGUCGGAGCCCUUCAAGUGGUUGCCUUUCGACGGGAUCUUUGGUUUGGCGCCGUCUGCCUCGAAGGGGUCCGCCUUGCACUCGAUCCGGAAGGCAAAAGUUCUCGCGCACAACAUGCUGGGGUAAGAUGCAGUUUGAAGUAGGCUACUAGUUCUACUUCCUCAAACGCAGCGGCAGCUUCUUUUACGUCUGUCCCAGGCGAUUUGAUGAUUAUUUCUUUGUUGUUUGAGUUUUAUCGCAGAAAACUCGACAGUGCCCAGACAGUUUCUCGCCCACCUAGAGGCGAGCGCACAUGUUAGUUUUAUCGUUUCAUAAAUCAUAAAAAUUAUUCAGGUGCUAUUUGAGCGAGGACACGCACCGGACGGGGAGUCUUUCGUUCGGCGGGAUCGAGCCGCAGUACAUCGCGAAGGGGCACCCUCUGUACUGGCACACGACGACGCACCCGAAGGAGUGGCAGGUCGCGAUCGCCGACGUGGAGGUGAACGGGUAUGCGGUUCUCAAACGUUACAUUCUCAACUGUUACAUGAAUUUGUGAUGCAAAAAUGGCAAAAGUGAAAUUGAUACAUACCGGGGAUCUUGUGCGUCUUGCAUGACUACAGAUUUGGUGCCGAUUAUGAGCCUGUCUGGCCCUCUGAGAAUUUGUCAUGCGAAGCAGCUUGAUGGCCAUGGCGUCGAUUCUAAAGGCAGUUUUGCAUUGCAAACCAUCCAUGUAACAGAUGAGAGUGUAACGUUUGAGAGCGCCAUAACGGGGAGAAGCAGCACGCGUGCGACAGCUACCCGAACAAGGAGUGUCUGGCGGUGGUGGACACGGGAUCUUCGUUGAUCACGGGCCCGGCGGAGGAGAUGGACCCGCUGCUGCAGAAGAUGCAGCUGGACACGAGUUGCAAAAGGCUGGACAAGAUGCCCACCGUGAACCUGUUGUUGAAAUCCGACGACGGCCUGAUCCGCUACCCGCUCACCCCGCAGGAGUACACCCUGGCGGACAUGAACGAGCAGACGGAGCAGCCGGAGUGCGAGCUGGGCUUCGGCUCGAUGGACGUGCCGGGCAAGAAGUGGGUGCUCGGGGACACCUUCCUCCGCCGCUACUACAGCAUCUACGACGACGACAAGGGUCGGGUCGGGUUCGUGCGCUCGGUGCACCCCGGCGAAGUGGCAGCGCCGGAGCCGACGAAUCUGGUGGUGGGCGCGAAAGAAGCGGACGCCAAAGCCUUUCCCCGUGUCGCGGUGUCUAGCUUCUUCGCCGCAGGUUGCACGGGGGCCGCUGGCGGAGUGGCGACAGCGGCGAGCUGGCUCGGGCUCUCCGGGUUUGUGGCCGCGACUUCGGAAGUGAAACAGCCGCCUCACGGAGUAGAACGUAAGCAUCGAGGCUCAACAAGUCGAAAUAAAUCCUCACCGCCUUAUUUCGGCGUCCAGUGGUGUCACGAGCACUUCAAUCAUGGAGAUUCUGGGCUUGUUGUGAGGAGAUCCUCGGUGUGUAUGCCAGGAACUCUCCAGCAUGGUGCGUUCUUUUGA
This is a messenger RNA of Amoebophrya sp. A120, 2381 nucleotides long. The record is from the annotation of a GenBank genome assembly. NCBI's taxonomy places the organism in Eukaryota, Dinophyceae, Syndiniales, Amoebophryaceae.